ACUCGUCUGUUAAAGCCUGCCUAAGUUACCUGAGAACACAUUGGGAUAAGCCAGUUUUCGCUCAAGCCGGCAUAUUAUUCCGCAGUCUGGACGAGUAGCUGCGAUUCUGAGCCUCGCAGUCUCAUUUUCCUUGCACCAUCUCUCUGUUUUCCCAUAUUAGGAGCCUACGGAUAUUUGGAUUGUUUCAUGGAACUUUUCUUAAGAUGGCAGAUCACCUAGCUUUGACCACUUCCGCAUCCUCGGAUUCUACGAUGGAAGGACAUUCCCGGCCCGCGAAGAUAGCAACGCUCAGCUUUGCUCAUACCCCGAAUCUUGCUACCUUGGAGCAAAUGAAUAUGAAUCUACCAUUUCCCACUGGUCGGAACCCAACCGACGCUUAUAAACCCGGGCGGAUUGGGAAUCGCCUAGCAUUAUGGUACCAUAGGAAUGAUGGGCCAUGGACGCCUCCCGGCCUAACAUCUCCCCAAGGUGAUCUCAGAAAUCCGGCCAUCUUAAAUAGCCUGAGGGCAAAUCCACUUGUUUUCUCUAGCCAUUAUCGGGAGAGUAUAGUAUCUUCGGAAUGCGAUACAAUUGCACCGGGAGCAGUGCCCUCUGAUUCCGGAUAUGGAGGGAGUUACGGGGCUAAGCACAGCGUCGCUAACGGCUCUGUCUGCGACGAGUCUCCUGAUCGGAACCAAGAGACCCAAAGUCUUGUCGGGCAUAUAGGUGAUCUCAACUUUCAAUCAUAUGGCCGAGACAUGAUACCCAAAGGUGGAGUGAACCCAGAAACCUCCUGGUCCCAGUCUCACCAAUCUCCAUCUCCCUCGUCGGUUAUUAACCGUCACCUUAACUUCGAGGGUGAGACGUGCGAAAUAUGCCACAAAGUUUUGAAGACGAAAUCCGAGUUCAAGAAACACAAACAGAGGCAUGACAAGCCCUUCAAGUGUAAUGUGAAAUACUGUACUCGCAGUGUUGGUUUCAGUACGCCGAACGAUCUUGAUAGACACAUAAGGAGCCUACACCCGGAGGAAGACGCCACUGGUAAUCGCUAUCGAUGCCCUAUUGGAGCCUGUAAAAAUAAGGAUAAAAUUUGGCCUCGAGCAGAUAACUUCCGAGCCCACAUGAGACGUGUUCAUCAAGAGAAUAUAAAAGACAAUGACUUAGAUCAAUACUUGUUCAGGCCAACGACUUCAUCCAAGGACUCUUCAGACAUAGCUCGCGACAGCGCUGCCCCUGCGUCUGAUAGAUUUAUGUUUCCAGUUGGUUCGGAGAAUUUGACAUUGCCUCGGCAUCCGGUUAUUGACCUAUCUACUGAAACAAGCCCGAUGGAAGGACCAAGCCAAGUUCAGAUGGAAGAGACACCACUAAUGAACGAAUCGAGUGAUGAAGGUCGCUCGCAUUCCUCCAUUACCACUCCCGCUCAAAGGGUACACUCGGAAAGAGACGAUGCCUCUCUUGAUGAACCCACGGAAAUACCCCGAACCCACCCUGUUCAAUCUUAUCCCACCUUUAAUGAUGAUACCGAAUUUGCGAAGCUCGACCAAGUAAAUGACAGCGGCUCUAGCCUUGAUUCUAGGGAAACGGAUUCUAAUUUAGCUAGCAAUUCGAGUUCCUUAGAUCACGACAAGGCAGAUGAACUUGAAGAGUCCCAAGGCUCUCCCAGUGGGCCAUCAUUUGAAAGCACCCGGUCCAACAGACAAGUAGAAGACCUCGCAGAUAUUGAUAAUGAUUCCAACGCACAUCGUAAACCUAGGGGCCUUGAUGAAAUGACAGGCCUAGACAUUACGGAUCAUGAUGUGUUACUGAAGUUUCUCGAAAAGCUCCGAAGCAGCGGUGUACUUGAACAACUUGGCUACAAGAAAGAUGAACCACUGGAACAAGAAGUACCGAAUCAGGAGCCGGUUCGGAAUACCGCUUCUGACCAAGCCUAUGUUUGCCCCGAACCCGAAUGUCGGAAGAGUUUCGGUCGACGUUGUGAAUUGAAAAAGCAUGAGAAACGACACCUGAAACCGUAUGGAUGUACAUUUCCAGACUGCAAAAAAAAGUUUGGUAGUAAAAACGACUGGAAGCGCCAUGAAAAUAGCCAGCACUAUAUGCUAGAACACUGGAGGUGUGAUGAGAAGCAGACUGGCGAUUCGGCUGGUACCUGCGGGAAAGUUCUGCCCCGGCGAGAGCUGUUUACGCAACAUUUGGUGACAUGCCACCGCAUCAAAGACUCGACAAUUCUAGAAAGUAAAGUUGAGAGGUGCCGCGUAGGGCGGAACUCCGAGGUUCGUUUUUGGUGUGGUUUCUGUCAGGAAAUAGUUGAAGUCAAGAAGGAUGGUAUAGAAGCCUGGACUGAGCGGUUUAAUCACAUUGACGAUCAUUUCAAUGGCCGUAACAAUCAGGAGAAGAAGGAGAUCGGUGACUGGCAAAAUGAGUAUUCACCUAACAACACAGUUGAGUCUCCAGCCGAUGAUUCCGAGGACUGCAGCGCCACAUCGUCGACGCCAGCUACCUCGGCCAACAGCUCCGACACCUCUGGUCAUACCAGGCUUGAGAAGCGGCAGGCUCGUACUACGAAGCAAAAGAGAAAAAGAGACGAUGGGUGCGACGAGUCUGCCAAGCGUCACGCAGUAGAAGAGAUAGCCAGGUACCAUUGUGUAUGUGACCCCUAUUGUCCCUACGGCCAUGCCUCUAACGCGGUUUUAGUGCCAGUGUAACGAAAUGAUGCCUAUAACGAGCAAGCAAUGUACCAAUAUCGCAUGUACUCAUAGGUGGUGCCUGGAUUGUU
Molecule: messenger RNA, 2752 nt
Organism: Annulohypoxylon truncatum
Lineage: Eukaryota; Fungi; Ascomycota; Sordariomycetes; Xylariales; Hypoxylaceae
Exons: 4
Coding region: 204-2681 (825 amino acids)
Biological process (GO): regulation of transcription by RNA polymerase II
Cellular component (GO): nucleus
Source: RefSeq, a predicted model, not a curated record